Xyrauchen texanus (razorback sucker) is the source of this 3666-nucleotide messenger RNA. Its product is annotated as nuclear receptor subfamily 2 group F member 1-A. Gene Ontology annotation, molecular function: RNA polymerase II cis-regulatory region sequence-specific DNA binding; zinc ion binding; nuclear receptor activity. The transcript has 3 exons. Gene Ontology annotation, biological process: positive regulation of transcription by RNA polymerase II; anatomical structure development; negative regulation of transcription by RNA polymerase II. The record is from RefSeq and is a predicted model, not a curated record. Bases 923 to 2158 code for a protein of 411 amino acids. NCBI's taxonomy places the organism in Eukaryota, Metazoa, Chordata, Actinopteri, Cypriniformes, Catostomidae.
GGACUCUAACCAAUGGAGUGAAGGAGGUUUGGCUAACCUUAGCCUCCCAUUUUCUCUCUCCCCCCGCGAUGCAGGGUUCUGACCAGUCAGUCGCCUUUGAUUAUCAGUUGCCAGCAGCCCCUCUCUUGGCUCCUUGACACGAGCACCAUAUAAGGCGCAGCGAUCUCCAUAGAAACGUGUCAGUUUCAAUAGUAGUGUCAAAGUUCACUAUAUACAGACAUUCGCGCAGAUCUCCGUUUCGGAAACAUUGCUCCGCUGGUACUCCGUUAAAACGCAUUCUUUUUUGGGGGGGUCUCGGUUUCGUACAUAUUCCAUCAGGUUUUUUUUUCUUCUUCUUCUUUUCCUUGCUCUGUUCCUACUGGAGAGGUGAAACUAAAUGGGCACUCCGACGACGUUGUUGUUGUUUUUUUCUGCUGGACCAGAUGAGCUUUAUUCAUGAACAUAGAUAGCGAAAUCCGUUCUUCAGUGUUGCCUCCUCUUCAAUCGCGAAGACGGAGAGAGGAGCAAGGAAGAAAAAAAGAAGGGAAUUUAUUUUGCACAGCACCUUGGAUCUGCGAGCAACAGAAAGCCAUUCUUUUUGCUUCAGCAUCAAUGUGAAGAAUUUUCAUUGCGACAUUUUUUAAGAAAACUGGUUUCUUUUCAUAACGUCUGGGAUCGCUUUCUCGAUACGCGAUUGGGUUCCCGAAUGGCUGGCUGCAAUUUACCUUGGAACUGGCCUCCUGACAAUUGCAUAUCCUGAUCGGGUGUCUUUCUAUCUUCUCCAGUAUUUUGAAUGUAUUUAAUCAUUUUCUGCUCCUACUUUUUUCUAUGAGAUUGAGUGCUCCGAUCUGACUUCGCGCUGCCGUUCGUCCAAGGCUUCCCUUUUCCCUGCUCCGAUAUCCGAGCGACCAGUUCGCUUGAAAGCACUUUUCGGGCCCGAGAUAUGGCAAUGGUAGUUAGCGUUUGGCGAGAUCCGCAGGAAGACGUGGCCGGAGGACCUCCGAGCGGCCCCAAUCCAGCAGCUCAGCCGGCGAGGGAGCAACAGCAGGCGGCGUCAGCAGCACCACACACUCCGCAAACACCCAGUCAGCCAGGACCCCCGUCCACACCGGGCACGGCUGGCGACAAGGGCAGUCAAAAUUCUGGACAGAGUCAGCAGCAUAUAGAAUGUGUUGUUUGCGGGGACAAAUCGAGCGGCAAGCACUAUGGUCAAUUCACCUGCGAGGGAUGCAAAAGUUUCUUCAAGAGGAGUGUCCGAAGGAACUUAACAUAUACAUGUCGUGCCAACAGGAACUGUCCUAUUGACCAGCAUCAUCGUAAUCAGUGCCAAUAUUGUCGGCUAAAGAAGUGCUUAAAAGUGGGCAUGCGGCGGGAAGCGGUUCAGCGAGGAAGAAUGCCUCCAACCCAACCGAACCCGGGCCAAUAUGCGCUAACGAACGGGGAUCCUCUGAACGGGCAUUGUUAUCUCUCCGGAUACAUCUCGUUACUGCUGCGGGCCGAGCCUUAUCCUACGUCUCGCUAUGGCAGCCAGUGCAUGCAGCCCAAUAAUAUUAUGGGGAUCGAGAACAUCUGUGAGCUCGCAGCUCGCCUGCUCUUCAGUGCUGUGGAAUGGGCGAGGAACAUCCCUUUCUUUCCAGACCUGCAGAUCACCGACCAGGUGUCCCUGCUCAGACUGACAUGGAGCGAGUUGUUUGUGCUAAACGCGGCGCAGUGCUCCAUGCCCCUGCAUGUGGCCCCGCUGCUCGCCGCUGCCGGCCUGCACGCUUCGCCGAUGUCGGCCGACCGCGUUGUGGCCUUCAUGGAUCACAUUCGUAUCUUCCAGGAGCAGGUGGAGAAGCUCAAAGCUCUGCACGUCGAUUCCGCAGAGUACAGCUGCAUCAAGGCAAUAGUGCUUUUCACGUCAGACGCUUGCGGCCUGUCGGAUGCCGCGCACAUCGAGAGCCUGCAAGAGAAGUCUCAGUGCGCCCUGGAGGAGUACGUGAGGAGCCAGUACCCGAACCAGCCCAGUCGCUUCGGCAAGCUUUUACUGCGGCUGCCUUCUCUGCGCACAGUCUCUUCGUCAGUAAUUGAACAGCUGUUCUUCGUUCGCUUGGUAGGUAAAACUCCCAUUGAAACCCUCAUCAGGGAUAUGUUAUUAUCCGGGAGCAGCUUCAACUGGCCCUACAUGUCCAUUCAAUGAUCCGAAUGAGCGAAUGAAACAAAAAGACUAAAGGACCAAAAUUCUGCAACCCCUUUCAAGAAGACUAUAUAUAGGACCUAAUUUCUGACCACUUAGGAAGACACUUUUUUUUUUUUUUUUUUUUUUUUUUUUGUCUUCUGGGACCGAAAUGGAAUAUGUAAUGUACAAAGAUUAAAGGACUGGACUUGCUCCGUGUAAAUCCAUUGUCAACUCGUCAUCAAGAACACUCUUCAUUUUGUAAAACACUAGUCUUUUUUUUUUCUUCUUUUUUUCUUUCUUCUUUGUAAAGAACAAAAUACGUGCAAAUAAAAUGAAUUACAUGAUAUGCGCAGUAAAUGAGCAAGACUUAGCGGGAAAGUAAUGUUUCCAAGCAAUUAUAAGAAAUGUCCUGUGUCUAUGUAUCUCUGUUUUGUAUUUUUUCUGGUUCUAAACCAGUUUUUCUGUGAUUCUAUACUAAUGAUUUUUGAUAUAACCUUUUGCUUCUUAUAAUGAGUGCGAUAUUUGUUGUUGAAGCUAUGUUCUCCAAGAAUUAAAAUUGAAGAAAGAUGUUAGACAAAUAUGACAGUCCAAUCGCAAUGACAAUAUACUGAUGUUUGAACCUCCCCCACUUGAUGCUAUGGACAUGCAACUUCAGCAAAACUGACCUCAUGGACAUUUUAAGGAGAGGACACCGGUGAAACUUUUUUUUCUUGGUCGUGUGUGUGUGCGUGCGUGCGUGCGUGCGCACGAGUGUGUGUUGAGUCAAUCAUCAGCCAGAGUUAAAAGACAUGAAAAUCAAAAGCACUUUUAAUAUAUCAUUUUCAAAUCCAUUUUGUUUGUUUCGUCCUGAUAUUUUCGCUAUUUCUUUUUUGUUAUUAUUAUUAUUAUUGGAUGUUGCCUUUAAUUUUUGCUCAAUCCAUGAUAUGCCUGUGCUGAAGGGUCGCGUGAUAAAAGUUGUGUGAUGGUGACUAUACUAUUAAAAAGGAAAUAGGCAACACUGUCUCGCUCUCAGCAAAUUCAAUGUUGUUCAUGCUAUUGAUAUAUAAGCCAUUCUGAUGGCGGGGCUUUGGGUUGUGCUUUAAAUGGAUGUAGUGGUGCCAAAGGAAAUAAUUUAUUUCUGUUUGGUAAGGAAGGACAACUGAAAAACAUAGGGUUGUUUCAUUAAAACGUUUUGUUGUUGACAUGUAUGUUGAUAUUACAUUUCAAACCUUCCGAGAACUUUCCGGUGAUCCAUCAAGGGAAUUUUUGAAAUACUAUAAAACCUUAGAAUACCACAGAUGUUACAAAUGCAAGCAUUUGAAUGCAUUUGAGCGGCAUAUUUAUUCUCUGUGCUCUCUUUGGUGAGAAUGUGCGUUUUCUAUAUUAUCUGGAGGCAACACAUCGUGCGCAGAAUAAAAUUUGUGUGACGUUGCUGCCGACUGGUUCAAAGAUCUAUGCCUAUUUCAGCUCAUUAAUGUUUAAUAUUUUUCCCAGGCUGAACUGAAAUACUUGCUCACAGUCCAGGGAAAGAUGAACAGAAAUGCCAGCCC